Molecule: messenger RNA, 2098 nt
Organism: Marmota monax (woodchuck)
Lineage: Eukaryota; Metazoa; Chordata; Mammalia; Rodentia; Sciuridae
Gene: Arl2bp
Product: ADP ribosylation factor like GTPase 2 binding protein
Exons: 6
Coding region: 248-739 (163 amino acids)
Biological process (GO): maintenance of protein location in nucleus; positive regulation of tyrosine phosphorylation of STAT protein
Cellular component (GO): mitochondrial intermembrane space
Source: RefSeq, a predicted model, not a curated record
UGUGCGAGGAGGCCCGGCUGGCGCGAGGCCGCAGCCAGGAGCCCGAGGCCGGGCCUCGCGCUGAGCCGGCUGGGCCGUGGGCUGCCUGCGGCCUGGGCGGCGAGGCCUCCUCCCGGCUGGCGGGCCGCCGUGCCCUCGAUGCGGGUGUGGGCUCCGCGGAGCAGGACGGAGGCUGGGCCCGGGCCGCGGGCGGGAUAGGAGGCCGACAGGCCCGCUCGCCCGCGCAGGUGGAUGCGGUGCCGCGGCGAUGGACACCCUAGAGGAAGAGAGCUUCGCGCUGUCUUUCUCCUCUGCAUCCGAUGCAGAAUUUGAUGCAGUGGUUGGAUAUCUAGAGGACAUUAUCAUGGAUGACGAGUUCCAGUUAUUACAGAGAAACUUCAUGGACAAGUACUACCAGGAGUUUGAAGAUACAGAAGAGAAUAAACUCAUCUACACACCCAUUUUUAACGAAUAUAUUUCUCUGGUGGAAAAAUAUAUUGAAGAACAGCUACUGGAGCGGAUUCCUGGAUUUAACAUGGCGGCUUUCACAACUACAUUACAGCACCAUAAAGAUGAAGUGGCUGGUGACAUAUUUGACAUGCUGCUCACGUUUACGGAUUUUCUGGCUUUUAAAGAAAUGUUUCUGGACUACAGAGCAGAAAAGGAAGGCCGGGGACUGGACUUAAGCAGUGGCUUAGUGGUGACUUCAUUGUGCAAAUCAUCCUCUAUGCCAGCUUCCCAGAACAAUUUGAGGCACUAGGUCCCAUCUCCAGGCAAUGAACAGGAACAUUCUGGAUGUCACCAGUCUAACAGACUCAGAGAGACUACAGCUAAUGACGACAGAAGAGUCCAUCUCAGAAAGACUCUGUUCUGCAGCCCUUGGUUUGUGUUAAGUAUUGACAGGUCAGAAACAACAUGACCGGACCUUUGGACCCACUUCUCCUGACAAGCCGUUUUGUAUUAGUGUUCUUCCCCUCCCCACCUAGUCACCUCUCAGGUGCUUGGGUCAGGCCCCUCUGAUCAGGCCCAGGUCAGCCAUUCCACCUGGGAGCCCUUCCCUGGUACAUGUUGGUGUGCAUAACCACAACCACGAGCCCUCCUCUUUCCAGCAGGCUUUGCAUGAGUCCUUUGUGCACUCACUGCUCUUUUUUACAUGGGACAUAGUUUCAGUCCUUCACCCUCAAUGGGGUUUUUGUUUGGGAGUAUUUAUCUAGGGAGCUACUGGAGCCAGCUGCCUGUCCUGCGAUUUCUGUGUCUCCUCUGAUCACAGCUUGUGCUGGCUGUGGGGUCAACCAAGAGAGAUGUCCUUUACCUAAAAGCUACAUGUGAAAGUCAACUCCCAGUCUUAACAUACAUGGUCCUUGUAACACUGUCUUCUGUUGGUCCUGAUAUAGUCCCACUGUUUCUAGAAGUCUCUUUCAAGCAUUAUUUUUGAAAAAUAUUUUUAUAGAUGAAUACUCAGGCAAACUUAGUGGAUAUGAUCUUGGAACUUCCAUGAUUAUCCACCUAAAGAUCAAAGUAUUAUAUGCUAUGUGCUUUUUAGUCAUUAGUGCUGUAAAGAUAAAAAUGCUUUUCAUGUUGAUGCACCUGUUUCAGCAGCACCAGAGAAUGUCUGCUGUGUGCUGGAACAGGCUGAAGCAACCCUGCGUCAUGGCAUGUCAGGUGUGUUGUGCAUGUUGGCUUAAAACCCUUUCUGUGUAAGCCAGUUGUUUGGUUUUUUUAUUAGGGUAGGUAAAGACUCUGCGAUUUCUUCUUCCCGUCACAAUCUCCUGCCAAGAUGGUGUUCACUGGUCUAGCUCAGCAUGAGGAGGAGGCAGUGGACAGCUUUACUGUUCGUGUGUCAGCUUUGGUUUACUACAUUGUUUAGUUUAGUACUGACAGAGAACUUAUGUGUCACACAUCCCUGGAAAGAAGGAAAAAACAGUUCAGUUCCCCUGUGUACUUUUUUUAUUUUACUUUUUAUAGUGAAAAUAAGAAUCUGUGCUGACUUUUCACUUAUCUUCUGGUUUUAAAGGAUGAGCUAUAAGCUGUGUGUUUUUCUGUACUAAUGUGUCGUUUAUUACUUUUUGUACCAUGAGUAAAAUUUGAGGUGUUUUGCAAGAACCAUCAUUCCAAACAA